Microbotryum saponariae is the source of this 912-nucleotide messenger RNA. Lineage: Eukaryota; Fungi; Basidiomycota; Microbotryomycetes; Microbotryales; Microbotryaceae. The record is from the annotation of a GenBank genome assembly.
AUGGCCAGGAGGGAGAUCGUCGAUGUCAAGAGGGACAAGGCAAUAGCGUCAGUCAGCGGAUCUCAGCGCGCUUCCCCGAUGGUGGUUUUCCCCCACUGAACCCAUGACGAGCCCCUUGAACGGAACAGUCGAGUCACACGGUUCAGGGAAGACUAUGCCGCACUGAGGAAACAGUACGAUCAAGUCAAGGCCGUUGGAUCAGCCGCCGUAGGUCGCUCUGUCUCUCUCUCUCUCUCUCUCUCUCUUUCCUCUUGCACAAGACCCUAAUCCUCCCCACCCACAGAAAGCGAACCUGGACCGCUCCUCUCUCCUCUCCUCCACUUCCGCUUCAACCUCUUCCUCCUACUCCCCCAACCCGACCACCAGCAGCACCGCACAAACGUCCUCCCUCUCCUCCUCCCUUGGUGCGCCCGCCCAACGCUUGAACCGACAACCGUCCCUGGUUGCCGAAAACCCCUUCUCGAUCAACAUGGCGCCCUCCGCCUCCUCCGACGGUUCAGGAAGAUGGACGACCAACAACCCACCUGGCUACGAUUUGAGGACCAAUCGCGCCUUGGACGAACACGAUCGGUUCGGAGGGAUCAACUCGAGUUUGGACGGGUUCUUGGCACAAGGGCAGGCCGUGAUGGGUAAUUUGGCGAAUCAGAGAGAUUUAUUGAAAGGUAAGUCCUCAGUCCUCAAGCAUAUCUUCCUAUGGACUCUAAUCAGAGGCCCUGACUUGCCGAACCCCCUCCUCCCCAACUUGUAAAAGGCACCCAACGACGUCUCCUCUCCGCGGCCAACACCUUGGGUCUUUCGAGGGAAACCAUCACCUUCAUCGAACGGCGGACCAAAGCAGAUUAUUACAUCCUCGUGGGAGGCGGCGCGUUCACGCUCGUGUGUUUUUAUUUCAUCUUGAAAUACUUUGGCUGA